This is a messenger RNA of Linum tenue, 1878 nucleotides long. NCBI's taxonomy places the organism in Eukaryota, Viridiplantae, Streptophyta, Magnoliopsida, Malpighiales, Linaceae. The record is from the annotation of a GenBank genome assembly.
GCCACUACAACUCUACAAGGUCUUCCCUUUUGCUGUUGCACAUAGCCACAGAUACAAUAAUCAAAACAAGAUUUGUUUACCAGAACAAAAAUGUAAGUUGAUGGGUUCCAUUCCAUCCCCCAACAACUAUUUGGUGCAGAAAGCUAUGUUUUUCUUAUUAGUUUCCUUUCACUUGAAGCGACAACUGUAGGAAGCAAUGGUCUCUCACCCAAUCAAAACCCUCAACCCCAUCAAAUAUAUUUCUCCAUUUCCACGGGGUGGAUGGAUUGAGCUCUCCCAUCAUUCAGCAGUUAGCAUAUCAUCCCCACACCCUUCACAAUUAGUAACAAAAUUGGGAUCAUAAUACUUUGUGAAAGCUUGACGAUUGUUGUCAUAUUAAUUGCUACACAGACGGCCCAAUUCCUCUUACCCAGUUGCCUUCAUCUUCUUCUUCCUUCUUCUUCUUCCCCUCCUACAUCUGAGUUCCAAGAACUCCAUUUAUGGGUUCUUCAGAACGGCCCAAGAAGAAGGUGCAGCUGUGGAAGAAAGCUGCCGUCCACUUCGCGCUUUGCUUCGUCAUGGGCUUCUUCACUGGGUUUGCCCCCACGGGUAGUAAAGCCCCAACAACCGCAGCAACUCGUUCAGUAAUUUUAUCGAACACCUCAUCUGCAGCAACCCCCCACUCCUCCCAAAUCGCAUCCCUCCGUUCCACUGCGGGCGGCGGCAGAAUCAACAAGAGCCGUAAGUUGAUCCCCCAACAGCAACCCGAGUCAAGCUCCGACGAUGGCCAACCACUGCCCACGCAUUUCGAAGAGGUGAAAACAGAGGAGUUCACGGGGGCGGCAGAGUUGAGUUCGAAAUCGAAACUCACUCCCAGGAGGCUAAUCAUCAUAAUCACGCCCACCAACGCCAGGGACCCGCACCAAGGGGUGAAUCUCCGGCGGCUGGCGAACACGCUGAGGCUGGUCCCGCCGCCGGUGCUGUGGGUGGUGGUGGAGCACAUGGAGUCGCCGUCGGGGAAGGAGAACGAGGUGUCGGAGAUGCUGAGGUCGACGGGGAUGAUGUACAGGCAUUUGGAGUACAGGGAGAAUUUCACGGCGGCGGAGGCCGAGGUGGAGCUGGAGCACCAGAGGAAUUUGGCGUUGAAGCAUUUGGAGCGCCACCGGCUGAGCGGGAUCGUGCAUUUCGCCGGGAUUCACAAUGUCUAUGACCUUGACUUCUUCGACGAGCUCAGGGAAAUCGAGAUGUUUGGGACAUGGCCAAUGGCAUUACUGACGCCACACAAGAGCGAGGUGGUAAUCCAAGGGCCCGUCUGCGAUUCCUCCCAAGUCAUUGGGUGGCAUCUCAACAAAAUGAAGGACACCACCACGAAAAGGGAAGUAAUAGUAGAAGAAGAACCUCCGAAAAUCCAUGUUUCUGGGUUUGCAUUCAACAGCUCAAUCCUCUGGGACCCUGAAAGAUGGGGCCGUCCUUCUUCCUCGCAGCGUACCUCCCAGAAUUCGAUCAAGUUUGUGAAGGAAGCGGCUUUGGAUGUGGAAGGAGAGACCAAACUGAAGGGAAUUCCAGCGCAGGAAUGCUCCAAGAUAAUGGUGUGGCGUCUUCGGCUCCCUGCUACUGCUACUACAAAAAAUGUUGUGCCAUCUUCUUCUUCUUCAGAUAGCAACAUCCUGUCCCAAUAAGCAAACCACUCAUUGUACCCAAACCCUAGGGAGAUUUUAAUUUUUCAACGGUUUUACCUCUCUUUGAUGGGAGUACCUACGGCGUAAGGUUAUAAAUAACCAAUUCUUUCCUCUUCAUUAUUGAUAUGGAAUAUAGAGAAAUUGAGAAUCACAUCUAAAUUGGAAGUUGUAUAUGCUUUUCUUCUUAAUUUCAAGAAAUUUUUUAUGGAAUUGAAAUCAG